Messenger RNA from Rhopalosiphum maidis (corn leaf aphid), 1236 nucleotides. RefSeq lists its product as uncharacterized. The coding region runs from base 1 to 1236 and encodes 411 amino acids. Gene Ontology annotation, molecular function: nucleic acid binding. Lineage: Eukaryota; Metazoa; Arthropoda; Insecta; Hemiptera; Aphididae. The transcript has 4 exons. The record is from RefSeq and is a predicted model, not a curated record.
AUGGACAAUCUCAUUCAAGUGACACCCACAAAAAGGAAUCGGAGAGGAAAGGUUGUUCAUUCUGGCCAGAAACAAAUCGUCAUAAAUAUAUACAAAGAUCUAUUGAAAACAGAACCUGAUAUAAAAUAUGAUAAUUUAUUGAACAAAAUAUCUACAAAAAGUGGUAUUGGAAUCGGAACAAUUAAAAGGACUAUCAGAGAAUAUAAGUCUACUGGCACACUAUCCUCACCAGUUAAUAAAAAGAACAGACCAACUGUAGUUGAUAAAGUGGACGAUUUCGACAAAAAUGCAAUUCGUCAAAAAUCCACGCAUUUUGGUUCAGACGAGAAAUUCCGACUUUACCGAAAAUGUUACAAGUUGUUGAAGGACUUGCAAUUCGAAUACACCAAAAGAAAUAGAAACAGUGCUCUUACUGAAAGAGAGGAUCUUAUUUUAUGGAGACGGAAAUAUAUUGCUGACAUACGACGUUAUCGCAAAGAAGGAAAAACAAUUUAUUUUUUGGACGAGACGUGGAUCAACGCCGGGGAUUGUUCAUCAAGAGUGUGGUUCGACAAAACUGUGAAAUCACACAGAGAUGCGUUUAACAGAGGCUUAACUACCGGGUCAAAGAAUCCUAUUGGAAGAGGCAAGCGGCUCAUUGUUGUUCACAUUGGGUCGACCGAGGGUUUCGUCGCAGGUUGUCUUUUGUGUUUUGAAUCCAAAAAAAACACAUCAGACUACCACGACGAAAUAAACGGCGAUACAUUUUUCGAAUGGUUCUGUAGCGUUUUACCUUUAUUAAAAGACGACUCGGUUAUAGUGAUGGAUAACGCACCGUACCAUUCGGUGAAAAAAGAUCACCUACCGACCCCCUCAUGGACGAAGAUCAAACAUCAAUACGACUUGUUUAUUAUUGACGAAGAGGCGAAAAAACACAAUCAAAUUGUAUUGCGUUUACCACCGUACCAUUGCGAACUUAAUCCAAUUGAGUUGGCAUGGUCGGUGGUAAAAGGACAUGUCAAAAAAAAUAAUACGACAUAUAAAUUGAACGACGUUCGUCAAUUAUUUAACGACGGUAUAAAAAAGGUGACACCUGAAAUGUGGUCCAAUUUUGUGUCACAUACGAUUAAAGAAGAGGACAAAUUUUGGCAGUUGGACUUCAUUUCUGAUGAGAUGUUGGAAGAAACACAGGCAUCGACAUCGCACGUGUUAACUAUAACCGGAGAGACGACUUCUGAUUCAGAAAACAGUGAUUGA